Molecule: messenger RNA, 414 nt
Organism: Talpa occidentalis (Iberian mole)
Lineage: Eukaryota; Metazoa; Chordata; Mammalia; Eulipotyphla; Talpidae
Product: keratin-associated protein 21-1
Exons: 1
Coding region: 1-414 (137 amino acids)
Biological process (GO): hair follicle development
Source: RefSeq, a predicted model, not a curated record
AUGUGUUGCAACUACUUUGGAAACUCCUGUGGGAGCUACGGCUGUGGCCUUGGCUAUGGCUAUGGCUGUGGCUAUGGCUCCCGUUAUGGCUGUGGCUAUGGUUCCAGAUAUGGCUGUGGCUACGGUUCUGGAUAUGGCUGUGGCUACGGUUCCGGAUAUGGCUGUGGCUAUGGUUCCGGAUAUGGCUGUGGCUAUGGUUCUGGAUAUGGCUGUGGCUACGGUUCCGGAUAUGGCUGUGGCUAUGGUUCCGGAUAUGGCUGUGGUUAUGGUUCUGGAUAUGGCUGUGGCUAUGGUUCCGGAUAUGGCUGUGGUUACGGUUCUGGAUAUGGCUGUGGCUACGGUUCCGGAUGUGGGGCUUCCUGGUGUAGCUACAGACCAAUUGUUUACAGGAGUUGCUAUUCUUCCUGUUGCUAA